Cervus elaphus (red deer) is the source of this 711-nucleotide messenger RNA. Its product is annotated as vegetative cell wall protein gp1-like. The transcript is spliced from 4 exons. The coding region runs from base 1 to 711 and encodes 236 amino acids. Lineage: Eukaryota; Metazoa; Chordata; Mammalia; Artiodactyla; Cervidae. The record is from RefSeq and is a predicted model, not a curated record.
AUGGCGGUUUCCCGGCCUGGACAGCCUGUGGCGAGGGGAAGGCUGCCCAAGGGCACCCGGGCAUCCGUCCGCGGACAUUCAGGCAGUGACCAAUCCCCGGCCAUCCUGGCGUGCGCCCUGCAUCGUGGGCCAUUUCCCAGCCGGCCGGUGGGGGAGAAGACACUGUGUCUCCCCGGGUCUUGCCCCCAGCACCAACCCGGAGACCACCUUGGGCUGGAGCCCAGCACGGCCACGGCGUCUCGGCUGUCCAGCUUGGGACAGACCAAGACCGCGGACACUCAAGAGCCGGGCCCAGCUGACCCCCCGGGGGUGCUCGAGGCAGCUUCCAGCGGCAGCCUGCUUCCAGGAGACACCAGGCCAUGGGCAGCUCCCAGGCACCAGCUCCUGGAGCCCCGUGCCGCCUCUGCCCCCCACCCCACGGGUCCCCAGACCCCCUCCUUUCCCGCCUGCCCCCGGGUGCAGCCUCUGCUGACCGCUCGCCACGUCCCGUCCCGGAGCCCUCGGCGGCAGCCACCUUCCCUGCGGGCUCUGCUUCCUGCUGGGGACCAACCUCGCUCUGGACUCAGCUCAGCUUCCUGCGGACCCCCCACCCUCCACAGCAAGCCCACUGUGCCCCACAGGACCCCCAGCCAGGCGGGCUCCCUCCCGUCACCCAGACCCCCUGCCCUCACCCCCCCACUUUCUAACUGCCCCCUUCCCCAAAGGGCAUGA